AUAAUUUAUAUUGACAUGGUAAAAGGCAUGAUGGAAUUCCCAUCAUUUCUAUGUACACUAGUUUUUAUUGGCCUUUAAGAAUAUUGUGAUGAAUGGAAACCAUGUGAAGGAUACUGGUGCUUCCCCAAGUUGAACUAAAUGUCUGCUGAGUGAUUAGCCUCAACAUUAAUUAGGCUCCCAUGUUAAUUAGGAGCACCCCAUGUAUUGUCCCGUUGUAGAACUGAGUGAAGACCAGUGGAACGAUUCACCGAACAAAUACAAAAUAUUUCAUUUUAAAUUUAUAUUCAAUUAAAAAUAGUGUCAGAAGACUGUCAACUAAUCCAAAGCAUUUUAUAAAGCUUUUUAAUAUCAGCAGUAGUGUAUAUAAAGUGGUCAUUCAGAAAUCAAGCCUAAGAACAAGCUAUAGAGAAGCACAUGUUAUGCUACUCUGUAUUAAGACAGUAACAAGGUAAGAGUCCCAGCACUGAACAAGGGACCAUGGUCCUCCAGGAUGACAGCCUACAUGCUGACCUGUGUACAGAUGACCGUCUUCCCAGCAGGGUGUUUUCAAGCUCCCCCAAUAAUUUCGGGAAACUUUCCAGUCGUGGGGCAAGUCUUCAAUGAACAAGAGGCCAGCUGUAUUUGGUUAGAAGAUGGUGCUGUUGAAGGUCUUGUCUCUCCGGUACCAGAGACAGGAAGACAAGAGGUAUCAAAGCCCCUCCGUCAAACUGAAGACACUGUCCCGUGGCCAGUAUGGCUUAUAAAACAGGAGGAGGAAGAUGACGAUGAUCUGGACUUACAAGGUGACAGGAAGUGGAAACCAGAGUCGGCAGAACCGAAUGUCACAGGAGAAAGCGACGGAGAAGACAGAGGUCAAGUCUUUGGUGGAUCUAGUGGACUUGAGGACUUCAAAAGAGAAUUUCAAGAGAGUCCGUUGCUGGAGUCUGUUGAGGACACAGCAUCACCUAUAAAGAGACACGUUAGACAAAUGUUAAAACACGCUGGAUCAACAUAUUUUAGCUGCAAUCUCUGUGAUGAGAAAUUCCAGGGCCAGAGUGGCUUGGCCAGACACCGGCGCCACAAACAUGACCUGGUGAAAGCCUACUGUUGCUCUGUGUGCGGGAAAGGCUUCACCUACAUCAAAUCCCUGAACUCUCAUGAGCUCUCUCAUUCUGAGGUGAUCUCUUCAGCUGUACCUGUGGAUGAAACCAGGGCAAGGAAAAUCAAUCUGACAGAUGAACCCACAGACGGGAAUGCCGCAAGAGACAUGAUUAGUGCCAUCCUUCACUCAAAGCCAGGUGGAGAAAAGGUCUUCCAGGAAUAUGCAAACUCCAAAGGUCUAACAGAUAGCACGCGGAGACUGAUGGUGAACAUAAUUGUGGCCGAUAUGAUGGAAAAUCAUGGGAGGACCCCACCAUCAAGUGUCCGCACCAACUACGCCUUGGGGAUUGUGACUUUAUUUCCUUACUUGAGUGAUCCAAAUUCUGAGCAUGGAUAUGAACAAUAUUAUGAUUCAGCUAGUGGGUCUGGCUACCUGACCUGGAGGAUAAAGACAGUGGGUCGCAACAAAUUAUGUAAGACCAAGAAGAAAACCUAUCAGAAUGGUUCAAAGACUCAACGACAUUCCUCAUCAGCUGUUGAGCCACUAUUGGAUGAACAGGUCAGUUCAGUGGGCUCCGAUUGCUCUGGUUCAGCUGUACAUCUGGAUGAAACAAGGUCAAGGAAACGGCGUCGGGCUGAUGAACCCACAGACAGGAAUGUUGCAAGAGAUAUGAUCAGCGCCAUCCUUCACUCAAAACCAGGUGGUGAAAUGGUAUUUCAGGAGUAUAUGAAAACCAAAGGUCUUACGGAAAGCACGCGGAGACUGAUGGUGAACAUUAUUGUGGCAGAUAUGAUGGAAAAUCACGGGAGGACGCCCCCAUCAAGUGUCCGCGCCAACUACGCCUUGGGGAUUGUGACAUUAUUUCCCUAUUUGAGGGAUCCACAUUCUGAGCAUGGAUAUGAAAAAUAUUAUGAUGCAGCUAGUGGGUCUGGCUACCUGACCUGGAGGAUAAAGACAGUGGGUCGCAACACAUCAUGUAAGACCAAGAAGAAAACCAAGUCCACUUAUCAAAAUGGCCCAAAGGUUCUGCGAAGUUCUGUUUUACCUGUUGGGCAACUGUCAGGUGAUGAAUGUGUAGAAGCAAUAUCCCAGCUGAAGCAUACAAAUGACAAGGCACUGGUGAAAGAGAAAAUGAAGAUGACGUUCCAAUAUAGACAGGCGAUGAUUCAUGAUCCGGAGAAGCCCUCAACUGUCCUUAAUGUCUUCCCAAGAUUCCUUGACACUCCAGGCUUGAUCAAUCAAGAUUUCACCAUGCUUUUUGGAGAGGUUGUGUCUGGAACGUUCCUGGAAAAGUGGCCAACAUUCUUCAAACCCAGGGUGAUAGCAGAUUGCAAAACCCUUCCUUCCAGUGAACUGGUUGAACACCUCCUGUCAUCUGCACAACAGGAACCGAAUGAUUAUGGAUGGGAGAGUGACCUUGCAUCCAUUUUGUUGCUCCUGCAUCUUUUACCCCCCACCUCAAAAGGCCCAAAGACUGCAAAGAUCCGUACCUCUCAAGCUGCUGACCAUCUGGUUAGAUUUCUAAAGGCGGGGACAAACAUGGCGACCUUUCUAAAGGAUGUUGGAUGUGACCAGCAGCCCUUCCUCCUUUGCGUUGGUGAACGGAAGAACAUACUCCAGAAGUUCUACGUAGUUGUCGACCAGAAGGCCAUCCCAUGCCAGGCUGAAACAUCACUAGCAGCUUUUGAUGAGCUCUUUAAGGCACAUUAUGUCUUCAGUGUGACGUAUCAUGAAGCUUUGUGCAACUUCUACACAUUCAUCCAAACCACUAUUUACAGUAUCGAUGUGGGAAAGGCAAAAGAAUCCUCAAGAGUCAAGGAGAUUAGAGUUAGGCUGCUCAAUAAAAACACUUAAAGGACAUCCAACAAUGUUUUUAUUUAUACAUAAUAUCACUGUAGUUGUGUAUUGAGAAGUUUCAUGAUUUUAAAUAAAAAAUGAAUUUGGGCUGC
Messenger RNA from Esox lucius (northern pike), 3030 nucleotides. RefSeq lists its product as uncharacterized. Lineage: Eukaryota; Metazoa; Chordata; Actinopteri; Esociformes; Esocidae. Bases 491 to 2935 code for a protein of 814 amino acids. The record is from RefSeq and is a predicted model, not a curated record. The transcript is spliced from 15 exons.